Verruconis gallopava is the source of this 629-nucleotide messenger RNA. RefSeq lists its product as uncharacterized. Gene Ontology annotation, biological process: mitochondrial respiratory chain complex I assembly; electron transport chain. The transcript is spliced from 3 exons. The coding region runs from base 50 to 304 and encodes 84 amino acids. The record is from RefSeq and is a predicted model, not a curated record. NCBI's taxonomy places the organism in Eukaryota, Fungi, Ascomycota, Dothideomycetes, Venturiales, Sympoventuriaceae. Gene Ontology annotation, cellular component: mitochondrion.
CUUGUCGAACACAUCUGCCAACAACUCCUAAUCACAACCACAAGUCGUGAUGGCACCUCCAAAUUACACAGGUUUCGACCCCCAGAAGCUCGUUCGAGCGUCAGGUCCGAACUCCGCCGACCCAUGGAAAAGAUACGAGGCGUGGAGAUACACGGGUCCCUUCAGCACGCGGAACCGCUUCAGAGGGUCGUUCCCGGGUCUGGGAAUCGGCGCGGGUGCUUUCGCCGUAUAUCUAGUGGUGGAGGCUCUGUUCUUCAAAGACGACCAUGCGCAUGGCAAGGAGCACGGAGAAUCAGGGCAUUAAGAUGAGCUGGCCACGGCAUUAGGGUCGCAAGCAUGGCGUUAUGCAAUCUAUCGAGGUGUUGGCAGCCACUAAGCUCUACGCUGCUUUGUACAUAUCCACGAGCUUUGUAUCACAAGCGAAGAAAUCAGAAUACACCGUAUGUCGAGCUUAGCAUAGUUGUACGGCCCGAAAAAAACGAUCUGGAUUGCCGUAGAUGUGUUGAAAGUCUGUGUAUGCAAUGGCUAGACAUCUGAAAAGACGUUUAAGAAGCCGUUAAGCAACAGCACAGACAUCGCCUUCCAUCAAUGGAAUCAUCAAAUUUAAAACUUCGCAUUCUCUUUCCAAA